UCCAUCACCUACUCUAGAGUCGUCUCCUCUUGAUUCUCAUAUAUCAGACGACGUUGCUGGAAUGAUCGCUAUAGUAUCAUUCAGCACAUUAAGUAACAUCGCAUGCGUAUCGACGUUCGCAUGGAUAUAUUUCCAUAGAUACGAUUACAAGGGGACCACGAUCACACCUCUAGUACUGAAUUUGCUGAUGGCUGACUUUCUACAAAGCAUUGGAUUUAUGUUAAGUUCUCACUGGAUAGUCAUCGGCAAAAUAGUACCAGGCGCACUGUGUAGUUUUCAGGGCAUCAUUAUCAACAUUGGUGAUGUUGCUUCUGGUUUCUGGGCACUAGCAAUAUGUGUUCAAACUUUUAUAUAUGUCGUCGCCAACCUUGACUACUCCAAAUUUGCCAUCAUCAGCAUGAUUAUAAUCUGGCCUUGUAACAUCUUCCUCGCAACUGCCGGCCUAUUCAUUUCCACUCCUUCCGAACCAUUCUAUAAUAGCGCUGGUGGCGCAUGGUGUUGGAUCUCAACAAAAUAUUCGAUAUACAGGAUCACGUUCCAUUAUGGCAUCAUACUCUGUGUGGCAGCAUUGAUGUUUGUUUUAUAUGCAAUAAUAUAUGCGAGCUUGUUCUGGAGACGAAGAGUCUUGUCACAAACAAUCGGAAGACAGAACGCACCAUUGGGUUUAAAGAACGUUGCAAACAAAUUG
Messenger RNA from Paraglomus occultum, 688 nucleotides. The record is from the annotation of a GenBank genome assembly. NCBI's taxonomy places the organism in Eukaryota, Fungi, Glomeromycota, Glomeromycetes, Paraglomerales, Paraglomeraceae.